Molecule: messenger RNA, 744 nt
Organism: Mytilinidion resinicola
Lineage: Eukaryota; Fungi; Ascomycota; Dothideomycetes; Mytilinidiales; Mytilinidiaceae
Exons: 2
Coding region: 1-744 (247 amino acids)
Source: RefSeq, a predicted model, not a curated record
AUGUCUCAUUCGAAAAACUUCGGCACAGAAGCUGCCCGCUACCUCCUCCGCCUCCUCCACCUCGUCCUGCUCGAAGACUCGCCACAGAAGAUCGCCACCGCCUGGGGGGAGAGGCACCGCGUCCUGCAGAAUGGCCACUACCGCACCCUCAACGUCGUCAGAUUCCGCGCGGAGCAGGCGGAAGCGUGGCAGAUGCCCAAAGACAUCGAUGCCGAGGCCGCGCGCGCGAUCCUAGAAAACAACACCUGUGACGACGCGCCCGUGAUCUUGGGCUCAAUUCUGGAGGAUGUCUACGGAGAGGACACCGUCGAAGUCCUGACCCUCUGGGUCUACCCACGCCUGUACGCCCUCCGCGCUGGCGUUCCUCCGAGCCCCAAGCGGCUGCACACUGUGCUCCGAAUUGGCACCAAUAUUCUCGACCUCACGGGGGGACAGUUCGGCUUCAAGUGGUUGUGGGGCUCAGAGCGUGACUACCGCGAACAGUUUGAGGCACCGGGAGGGCUGGAAGUGUGCGUUUCUCUUCCGAAGCUGUGGACCGAUAUGGCGGAAGAUCGUCCAAGGAUGAAUGUUAUGUACGCUUUUUUGAGGUUUACGCUCAAAGUAGGACAAGAUAGAUGGCUGAAGGCGAACGGGGAGACGUUGGAGGGGGUUAUAAUGGGGGAAGAUGAAGACAAGAGAGAAGAUCUGUUGGAGAAACUUCGGGUUUGUGCGGAGGGAGUGUGGGAAGAGAGGGGACUGUGGUGA